AUGGUUUCAUCAACCUCACCGUCUCCUUUCCACUCCCCUACUCACUCUUCAUACCCGCAAACUACAUCGUCACCACUGCCGAGGAAGAAGAUAAUGUCCGUCACACAGACAUACUUCCUCGCUCACAAGGCACGGGCUAAGCUAUCUAACGAGGCUGCCCGUCCCGACCACAACCUCCGACUACUUGUCGGUCACGCCAACCUACUAGACUCCUUGAUGCUCGACCUUGCCGAAGCCGAGCGGGAACAAGAGAGCUGGUUCAACCAAUCCGUCCGGGGAGCUACACCUAAGGCUGAAGAGAGGCACGUACAAUGGGUCGAUAACGUGACCGCGGAAGACGACUGGGAGGCGGACUCGUCCGAUUCGGACAGCGACAGUGAUGAGGAGGACGAAGAUGUAGAGAUGGCAGAUGCGUUACCGCUACGACGGAUAGCUUCUCACACGGUACUACCACCGGCAUCUCCCCAAUUACCUCUCAUGGAUGAGGAUGAGGACGACUUCGAGGACGAUGACGAAGACUACGACGCCUUAUCCCUUACUCGAUCACAAUCCCACUCUAUAACAUCACCACCCGAGCUCGAGCACGACUCGGACUCAUCAGAGGACGAGGCAAUGCCCCCGUCGCCGCCAACAGCAUCAAUACCUACAUUCUCGGAGAAGCAGAGGGAGAGCACAAUCACAACAAAGUACCUGGACUCGAGACAAGAUGACGAAGAGGACAACAAGAACGACUUUUACAGCGAAGGAUACUACCUGCCGCCGCGAAAUACAGCACGAAUAGUAUCUACGAUAUCGGUGUAUUAG
This is a messenger RNA of Daldinia childiae, 804 nucleotides long. RefSeq lists its product as uncharacterized. Lineage: Eukaryota; Fungi; Ascomycota; Sordariomycetes; Xylariales; Hypoxylaceae. The transcript has a single exon. The coding region runs from base 1 to 804 and encodes 267 amino acids. The record is from RefSeq and is a predicted model, not a curated record.